AUGGACCCUCGCGGCGGAAGGGCCGUUGCGGCGUCCGCGACGAGAAUGGCGAGCGGCAGCACUCCGAAAGUGAAUGCGGCGGCGGGCUUUGCGGCGACGGCGGCGACGGUGGGAGGGGUAGCGGCCUUUGCGGCGACAGAGGCGGCGGCGACGGCGACGGGUGCGGACGAGGACGACGAGUGGUUGAGCAUGGACGUCGCGCGGGAGUGGGAGGGCACGGUAGCGGCUGAAGCCAAUCGGCGGGGAACGCGCGAGCGCGAGACGAGCAGCACGGGCUGCUACGGGCCGUCCUCGGAGCGCGCGAACGGGUCAAAGCGCCAGGCCUGCGCGAAUCGCGCUGGCGACGCGCCGGCGACGCUAGGGACCCUUGCGACGGCGGCGCUGUCGCCCGCGAUUACUGCUGGAGAUGCUGCGACGGUCGCGAGCGACAAUGUCUCUGGUGGAGGGUCGGAUUGGCGGGACGGGGGAAACCACGCGGCGGCGUUUCCCCCGGCGGGAGAAGCGGGCUGCGCGUCAGGGGUGGCCGGAAGCCAUGGGGGAACCAGACGGCGCGGGGAGGCGCAAACGGGGAGCCAAGGGGGAAGCCAUGUUCCGCCAUAUGCGGGAGGGGAGGAGGGCGCGCGGGAGGACAGGAAGCACAGGCGCAUGGUGAGCAACCGGGAGUCUGCUCGACGGUCGAGAUUGCGCAAGCAAACGCACGUGGAUGCAAUGAAGCUCAAGGCGUGCAGGCUGCAAGGCCACAACACGGACAUGGCGGCGCGCCUCACAACAGCCUCGGAGAAUCUAAACCAGAUCACGCGGGAGAAUCGGCUGCUGCGAUCCCAAGCCACCGACCUCUCGCGCCGCCUGCAGCGGCUACAGUACCAGAUCGCUGCAGCGCAGCACUCGCACGCCCACGCCCAGCUCUCCCACUCACAGGCUCAGUCCUACGCACACGCCGCGCUUCCCCCGUAUCCACACACGUCAUCCCUCUCCCCGCACGCCUUCUCCUCCGCCUUAUAUGACCCUCCUGCUGCAUCUGCCGCCGCUGCCGCCGCCGCUGCUGCUGCUGCUGCCGCUGCCGCUUCUGCGAUGCAUUAUGGUGGUAUUGAAGACCGGCUUCAUAUGCUGGAAUCUCCCAGGCUCAGCCUCCACGGAGGGAUGUUUUCUCAGGCCUUGCCAGGCCAUGGACUAGGCUCGGGCUUGGGAGGCAUGGGAAGCAUGGGGAGGAUGGGGGGAAUGGGCGGCAUGGGGGGGAUGGGAGUGCUCAGCAGCUUAGGAGCUGCGUCCAGCUUGCCGGGAUUAGAUGGGAUGGGAAGGCUGGACUCGCACUUGAGCGGCACUUUGGGCGGGCCGGGCCAUGCUUUUGCUGCGAAGCCGACGGCGAUUCUGUCCGGAAUGGAUCCUGCUGCAGCAGCCGCCAGUGCAGCAGCAGCGCACUGCCGAGCACAGUAUGGGUUGCACUUGGCGUCAGGAUAUUCAGCAGGCACGGGCUAUGCUCCAUCUCCCGGUCUCUUUGAUCCGUAUUAA
Closterium sp. Naga37s-1 is the source of this 1509-nucleotide messenger RNA. Lineage: Eukaryota; Viridiplantae; Streptophyta; Zygnematophyceae; Desmidiales; Closteriaceae. The record is from the annotation of a GenBank genome assembly.